Pristis pectinata (smalltooth sawfish) is the source of this 2560-nucleotide messenger RNA. RefSeq names its product ATP synthase mitochondrial F1 complex assembly factor 1 (gene atpaf1). The coding region runs from base 33 to 1214 and encodes 393 amino acids. The record is from RefSeq and is a predicted model, not a curated record. Gene Ontology annotation, cellular component: mitochondrion. NCBI's taxonomy places the organism in Eukaryota, Metazoa, Chordata, Chondrichthyes, Rhinopristiformes, Pristidae. Gene Ontology annotation, biological process: mitochondrial proton-transporting ATP synthase complex assembly. The transcript is spliced from 10 exons.
GUCCCGGCUCCAGCCUGGCCACGUUCUCACUAAUGCUCCUUGCACAGAAGGUGAAUAAGGUGGGCACAUCACAGCUCAUCUCGCCGUGGCCGCUCGACCCCAUCAUCUGCCCGUCUCUCGGGUCCGCCGCCACCUUGAGAAGGUCAACGUCAGGCCGACCUUCAUUGACGCGUCCGGCAUCUCAAUUAAUUCCGCCACUUGACGAGCUAGACUUGGUUUGGGGGAGGAACGUUUUUCCUGGGACGCUGUUUCUGUGGUGCUGUGUUAUGUGUGCGGAGCCGGACAAGAUGGCAGCGGUCAGGGGGCUCUGGUCUUUCUCCAGCCGGGCCCUGGCCGUCAGAAGCCGCUGUCAUCUCCCUCUGGGGCUCGGUGUGGUUUCCAACCACCUACGUACCUUCUCCCUGGCCAGUAGUUUAAGUCGGGCUGAAAAGGAGCAGGAUUUGCAGGCGAAUCCCUUUUACAGCAAGUACCAGGGCAAGAUCCAGGAGCUGCGGAGGACAAAACCAGAUGAGUAUGAAGCUCGUAUGGCAAAGAAAGAAGAAGUUAAGCGGCAGCCACUAGGACAUUCGAAGCAGGGUGAAUUUGUCAAACUAAUGGAAGAGAAGUCAAAACAACUUGGUGAAAGAACAUCUGGGAAGAGAACUGGUUUCACUAAAGAUAAGACGCUCCAGUCAAUACUCAAUCUGGAUAUGGUGAAAGAUAAAACUCCAGAUGAAAUAGCACAAAUCUGGAAUCUGUAUUUUGCUUCAAAGAAUACAAUCUCAGCAGUCAUUCCUGGUACAACAUUUGAACUGAUGCACAGCAGGUCGCAGAAAUGCCCCACUUUCCUAUAUGCUUUGCCAAGACAAACAGGGUAUGAGUUCUUUGUGGGUCAGUGGUCUGCAACUGAGCUUCAUUUUUCAUCAUUAAUAAAUCUUCAGUCUUUGGGAGAGAAUUCACCAAGCCAGCUCAUAAUAUAUCAUUACCCUGACCUCCAUAAGGAAAAGGGCAUUGUGCUUCUUACUGCAGAAAUUGACACAACUUUUCUGAGUGUACAAGAUGCACAGUGUCUGGCCAAUGAAGCACAGCUAUUCUACGCCACAGACUGCCAAAGGACCUUUAAUCUGGUAGAGACAUUCAACCAUAAACCCAGUGAUUUCAAACACAUGUCAGUCAUUGCUGAGAUUGAGCAGCAUGGAAUUGGAGGCCAGUUGAUGAAAGAGGGGAGCAAGUAGACGUGUAUAUCUCUCAUAAAAAAGACUUGAAAUUUAUUAUCGAUAAAUCCAAGUGAUCUUUUUCAUGGAGCUUAAACCACUGACCUUAAAAAAAUACUCAUUGUAUUUUUUAUUGAUGGUGAUGCGCAGGAGCUCUGUCAAACAAAUCUUGGUAUUCAGUUGCUUAAGGAGGUAUUGAGCAUUUAUUUGAUCUGCAGGGAGAGGUUUUAAUGAGUAUCUUAAAUCAAGAAAGAGAGGUGGAGAGGUUUGGGGAGGAAUUCCCAGAGCUUAGAAUUUUGGAAGAUAAACAUAUGACUUCUGAUGGUGGUUUGAUUAAUAUCAGUAAUGCUGAAGAGGCUGGUACUGCAGCAUCACUGGGACAACCCAUUUCCACACUCUAACAUUGCUGACACCACUGCUGUCUCAUCCACAUCUUUGUUAUCCUCGAGUCUUAACCAUUUUAAUUCACACUUGACCAGUCAUACUUGUUCCACCCCCUAUAAACUUCAAAACUCUGGUCCAAAUUUGCACAAGAACCUGUUUACCUAUCUCCCUAGUGCUCACUGACUUAAAGUAGAUUCUGGUUAAGCAGUUCCUUGAAUUUUAACAUUUUCUUCCACUCCCCUGGUCUUGCUCUUCCCUUUUCUGCACUCUGAGGUGAGGACUAGUGAGAUUAUUAAACAGGUUCUAGUGCAAGUUUGGACCAGAGUUUUGAAGUGCCUUGAGUUUAUAGAGGGUGGAACAAGUAUGGCUGGUCAAGUGUGUAUUAAAAUGGUUAAGACUCAAGGAUAAGAAAGAUGCAGAUGAGACACCAGUGGUGUCUGCAAUGUUACAGAGGUAGAAAUGAGUCAUUUUGGUGAUGCUGCAAUCUGUGGUUCAAAACUUCUGUUAGACUGAGUUUGCAAACAGUCUCAUUCAGUCACUUAUGGUUACCUGGGAGCUAGAAUUGGUGGUUACAGAAUUGGCUUUGGAGUCUGUAUUCAGUGGUUUCAUUUUUCCCUGGUGAAAAUCGAAAAGGCUACAGAUGCUGGAAAUCCAAAAAAUGCUGCAAUCAUUCAACUGGUUGGGCAGUGUAGCUUUAACCUGCAGUUUCCAGCAUUUUCUGUUUUUAUUAUAGUUUUCCUAGUUUUAAAGCUCGAUGCAGAUUAGAUAAAUGUUAAAUGACGCAGGUUAAUUUCUAAAUGGAGAUGAGCUGAAAUAAAAAUGAUCUCCUGUAAUGACAUAUAAUGAAGACAUUUUGUUAAAUACAAAUGUGUGCAAUCUUCCAUAUUAGUUUUGAUGUUUGACAACAGCUUUAAAAUAUGCACAAUUCAUUGUGGAUUAUAUGUGCAGAGUAUGAAGGUUAAUAAAAUGUGACAGUAUCUGAC